UUCAACACGCUGCCUCCUGAAACACCAACAAGAAACCUGCUAAAGCUGCUGAAGCUGCUAAAAGAGAUAAAAACAUAAAACAUGCCGAAAGCAAAGAAGUCCGGGAAGAGAAAGAAGUUCGACUAUAACCAGGACCGGAAGAAGAUGAAGAAACAAUACAUUAAGAAAUGUAACCCGAGAAUAGAGAAUUCACAUCUCCGAAAUGCUUGGGACGACAAGAAGUCGACGGCCAGGAACUUGCAGGCGAUGGGUCUGGCUUUUGAUCCGAACCGAGCUCUGCCAAUUAAGAAACCGAGACUCCUCGGUGGUGAAGGCAACACGACCAAAGCUCCUGUCGGCAUCGUGACCAAACCCUACGUCCUCAACCAGCUGGAGGAGGAAGCCAACCGUCCGGAGAAAGACACCAAGACGUUAUCAUCCGACCUGAUGGAGUACGCUCAGUACAUGAUCCGAGAACACAAAGACGACUUCAAGGCGAUGGCCAGAGAUGAGAAGAACUACUACCAGGACACACCCAAACAGAUCAAGAGGAAAAUCAACGAGUACAAACGUUGCCACUCGGCUCACUAUGACGCUUUCAUCAGCUCGCUGGCUGCUCCGGAGCCGAUGGCCCAAUAAUAAAACAGCUUCAACCUGACUGUAAUAUAUUAUUAUUAUUAUCCUGCUCUGCAUCAGGAUGAGGACUGACUGGAGACUUCAGACUGUGAUUAACGUCCAGGAAGAAGUGCAGAUGAUCCAGAAGAACUCCUGAUUAAGAUUUCUGUCAUAAACCAUGACUGACUUAUGUCAUUUAAAUACCAUGAAGCUCAUUUUAAGCUUCAUGUAACAUCCGUGUUAAAUCUCCCUGCAGCCUCUUUUUGUUCUUUUACUUCAAGUUUUGUGUCAAAAACUUAUUUUCCAGCUGUGUUUCAAUGAAAAGAAACAAAAAACCCUCAUUCAUAACAUGGUUUAGGUCAGAAACUAUUAAAGAGAUAUUAAAACAUGUUAUUAAAGAGUGUAAACUUCACUGUUGAUGCCGUAUAAAGAGGUGAAGUAAUAUGAUUUAGACAGUAAGAGAAGAAAAAGACACUUUUUACAACAGUUAAACAAUAUUUAGACUUGUUUUUUCUUGUAUUAAAUUAAGAUGUUGUUAAAAAUCAGCCUUUAAGGAAACAUUAAAGGUUAAAAAAAAAAAGUUGUAACUCUUGUAUUUUCUGUUUUGUUCCAAUAAAUAAACGUGAAGA
Molecule: messenger RNA, 1223 nt
Organism: Scomber scombrus (Atlantic mackerel)
Lineage: Eukaryota; Metazoa; Chordata; Actinopteri; Scombriformes; Scombridae
Gene: nop16
Product: NOP16 nucleolar protein homolog (yeast)
Exons: 5
Coding region: 82-618 (178 amino acids)
Biological process (GO): ribosomal large subunit biogenesis
Cellular component (GO): nucleolus
Source: RefSeq, a predicted model, not a curated record